AUAAGAGCGAAAGAAAAGAAAUAAGAAUAGUAGAAGAAAGUAAGACUGGGUGUCCGGUUGAACGAGAAAGAAAUUGUGAUCGAUUCUGGUGAGAAAACAAAAAAGAUGGUUCCUUCAAAGCUUGCAUUUUUCAUCUUGGUAAUCGCAACUUAUUCACAAGGAAAAUAUCUGAACACUAGAUGUUUCUACAAAACGCAAGAUGAAAUACUAUCAGUGGAAUGCAAUCCCGAACAAUCAUGUUACGCUAUCGUUUCGCUGAAAUAUAACAACAAGACAUGGCACGAGAACCAAUACGCAAUGGGAUGCUGGGAAACUCUACCGUACUGUAGUCAAGACACUUGUGAUAUCCCCUUACCAAAUUACAUCUGGGUUGAGCAUCACUUUCCAAGAUUUUGUUGUUGUAAGGGAAAUUUGUGUAACGGCAACAUAAAAACAAUUAUUUAAACCAGUGCGUUAAAUAGUUGGACGAAGCACUGUCUGAUGAUAACAAGGAACGUUCUGAUCGAAUUUUUUUGAAAAGAAAUGCGAAGUAGUAAAUGCCAGUAAUAAACAAAUACGCAUGUACAUAAAAUCUACACAUUUAAUUUUUCACUUUCGGUAUUUUUCUUUGUAUGUAAGAUAACGCAUAUAUGCAUUGCGAUGUAAAAUAUAAAAGACAUGUGCUA
Messenger RNA from Hydractinia symbiolongicarpus, 665 nucleotides. RefSeq lists its product as uncharacterized. The record is from RefSeq and is a predicted model, not a curated record. The transcript is spliced from 3 exons. NCBI's taxonomy places the organism in Eukaryota, Metazoa, Cnidaria, Hydrozoa, Anthoathecata, Hydractiniidae. The coding region runs from base 106 to 444 and encodes 112 amino acids.